This is a messenger RNA of Daldinia childiae, 543 nucleotides long. RefSeq lists its product as uncharacterized. Lineage: Eukaryota; Fungi; Ascomycota; Sordariomycetes; Xylariales; Hypoxylaceae. The coding region runs from base 1 to 543 and encodes 180 amino acids. The record is from RefSeq and is a predicted model, not a curated record. The transcript has a single exon.
AUGAUGGCAACCAGCAAGGCUAUCCCACGGGAACGACUCUUGGCUCUGCAGCACGCUUACGAUACGCUCUGCAUAUAUCUCGGGUUUCACGACGAUGAAAAGCACUUCUUGCGGCAGAUCCUAGAUGGUGACUUCAUCGACCCCUUUUUCGCAGAGUAUCGGCGCGACUACCUCGAAGCCGAAGUAGAGAUCGAGGAUGUAGAUUGCAAUGAGCUAUUCAGAUGGUGCAGGUCCAAGAAUGCGUUCGCGUUGCCCAAGUACGUCAGCUCUAAGACGCCGAGUAAGGGAAACUGGACAGCGCUCGAUCAUGCGGCUCGGUUUCUCGUCCGUACUCUUCAGUUCAGUUGGGAAAACGAUGGCGAGUGGACACAUGGGAAAUUUGAUCCUGAUAACGACCAGGAUCUGGAGAGCGAUAGAGAGUUUCAUCAGGUCUGGGCUAUCCUGCGGUAUCUUCAGAUAGAAUGGGAAGCCGCUAAUAUCGACGAGUGGGAAGGGGAUAGCAUAAGUGAGACUCUCGCAGAUGUGUUAUCCAGUCGAUUAUAA